AUGUUUGCGUGCAUGCUUAUUUUACUUAUAAGAAAGGAGAAUGGCGAUAAUGUAACAAGACUUGUAUCUUUUCUCUCUCCUUACUCAUGCUCUCAGUUAGCUCUAGCAAAUAUGGUAAUUGUUGAUACAUUUCAAAUAGACUCUAAGAAGGAUAUUAGAGGUGAUGGUCAAGGAGAUGCUGCUUCGAACAAGUUGCCAUCAGCAGUUGGUGGCGCUUCAGUGCCAGAUUUUGGCAUCUGGUCAUCUGCUGAUUCUACUCAUCAAACUGUUGGUGGAAGUCAAUUUAUGAUUCAGCAACAGGGCAUGCAAUUGAUACCUUCACAAUCGAUGGAAUGA
This is a messenger RNA of Fraxinus pennsylvanica, 336 nucleotides long. NCBI's taxonomy places the organism in Eukaryota, Viridiplantae, Streptophyta, Magnoliopsida, Lamiales, Oleaceae. The record is from the annotation of a GenBank genome assembly.